GCAAGCGAGCGAGAGAGAGAGAGAGAGAGAGAGAGAGAGAGAGAGAGAUCGUCUUGAUUUCGUACCGUCUGCUGUGGUGGGAUCGGUUGUCCGGAUCAGCCCGCGGAGAGGACCCCAGGGAUCGAUUUCGAUGGAUUGCUGAGGAACUCCGCCUUCAGUGGGGCGAGGAGAAUCCGGUCCGGAGUCGAUGGGAAGCUGCCUGUCUCAGGAUGAACAGAGCAAUGCUGCUGGAUUGCCACAACAGGCAGAUCAGCAGAAAGAUCCAUGUCAACCGAAUGUAGUAAGCCUACUGCCCCUUCCCAAAGAUGUUGAAGAUUUGCGGCUCACAGUUGGAUACGGAAAUGUCUACAUAUUCACAUAUAGUGAGUUAAGUGCAGCUACCAAGAAUUUCCGUGCAGAUCAAGUUCUUGGAGAGGGGGGUUUUGGAAUUGUGUAUAAAGGUAUUAUAGAUGAGAAUGUGAGGCCAGGCUUCGAGUCCACCCAAGUGGCAGUGAAGAAGUUGAAUCCAGAAGGCGUGCAGGGGGACAAGGAAUGGCUGGCAGAAGUCAAUUAUCUCGGGCAAUUAAGUCAUCCAAAUCUUGUUAAACUCAUUGGAUACUGCUGUGAAGAUGAUCACAGGCUGCUGGUUUAUGAGUAUAUGGCUUGCGGCAGUCUUGAAAAGCACCUUUUCCGACGGGUUUGCCUAACAAUGCAAUGGUCCACUCGGAUGAAGAUAGCUCUGGGUGCUGCAAAUGGACUUGCCUUUCUUCAUGGAGCUGAAAGACCCAUAAUUUAUAGGGAUUUUAAGACAUCAAACAUUUUGCUAGAUUCGGCCUAUAAUCCUAAGCUUUCGGACUUUGGCCUUGCAAAGGAGGGACCCAUUGGAGACCAAACGCAUGUUUCCACUCGAGUCGUGGGUACACAAGGAUAUGCAGCUCCUGAGUACAUUAUGACCGGCCACUUGACGGCGAGGAGCGAUGUCUAUGGCUUCGGCGUCGUCCUCCUGGAGAUUCUUACGGGGAAGAAGGCAGUGGACAAGAGCAGGCCGGCUCGGGAACAGAACCUGGUCGACUGGGCUCGCCCCCUCCUGCCACACAGCAGGAAGCUCCCCAAGAUAAUGGACCCACGAAUCGAAGGGCAGUACUCGAGCACGGUGGCGGCGGAGGUGGCCGGGCUGGCGCUCCGCUGCCUCAGCCAGAACCCUAAAGGGAGACCCACCAUGAACCAGGUGGUCGACACCCUAGAGAGCGUUCAAGACCCGCACGGCAGCAGGGAGGAGGUGCUGCUUCUCUUCGAAGCCCCCAAAGCGAGCAGCAGCGACAGCUCCUCGGCCAAGAAGGGGGAGGAAAGCCGGAGACGAAGCAAGCAGGGAAAGGGGCGGAGCAAAAGCGAGCCCCCCGCGGGCUUCAACGUCUCCAGCUGCUCGCCGGAUGCCGAUGGUCAGUCUCAUCAACGCAUGGAAUCGGCAGGUCCACCUGUUGAUUGAGUGCGCAUGGCGCUUUCUUUCCCUUUGGUUUAUGGACUUGAUGGUAGCAAUUUCCAGUCUAUUUGUAAUUGGUGUUCUUGACCCCUAAACACUCAUUAUAGAUGUAAUUAAAGGUGACAUCAUCUUUUUGCUUGCUAUUGAUGUCGCUCGUCGUCAAUA
This is a messenger RNA of Musa acuminata subsp. malaccensis (wild Malaysian banana), 1624 nucleotides long. Its product is annotated as probable serine/threonine-protein kinase PBL17. Gene Ontology annotation, biological process: protein phosphorylation. Gene Ontology annotation, molecular function: protein kinase activity; ATP binding. The record is from RefSeq and is a predicted model, not a curated record. NCBI's taxonomy places the organism in Eukaryota, Viridiplantae, Streptophyta, Magnoliopsida, Zingiberales, Musaceae.